CACGUCUGGGACGGCCCAAGGGCUUUGGGAUCAGUCGCUUAAGGGCCCCCAAAGUUACAGCAGGACAAGUAAACUGAUCCCGGGUCAGCCCCUGAAACAUGGACCGGUUCAGCUGUUACAUGGAAAGCUUCCCAGGGGGGCCCGCGGCGGUUAUUUUAUCAGGCUGGCCACAAAUUCAGCGACUAUGUGCGAGUUCAUCAGUAGACAAACUGGUCUGGUAGGUGUGCGUUUGUGUGUGUUUUUUUGUAUAUUUGUGUGUGUGUGUGUGUGUGCACCAUUCCAGGGUUGGAGUGCUCGGCCAAGAACACACUUGCACUUGAAUCGCACAGGAUGAGGAUGGCAUCGCAUCAGAGGUAGUAAAUGAUUGACAGUUUACGUCGGCCAAAAUCUUUUUCCAUUGUGAUUACCUUGGACGAGUUUUAUUCAGAAGCUCUGGUGAGUGUUGACGUUGAAUUUUUAUCUGGUUGAGUGAUGCAGUCGUUUUCCCGGAUUGGGUUUUAAGACUGGUCGGGGGGUUUCAAGACUAGGUUGAAAUUUCAGGUCAGAUUCAAGGUUAGGUGUUCGAGACUGGUUACAAAACUGGGUUUGUGGUUUUAAGACAAUGUUUAGGUUUCAAUUUGGAACUUUAAUAAGAUUUCGGGUCCGGGUUUCAAGAUUGUGUUUGUGUUUUAUGUUCAGUUUAGAAUUCUUGUUUGGGGUUUCAAGUUUGGGUUGAGGUUUCAGAUCAGGCUUAGGGUUGCUCGAUACAGUCUGCUUGCAAAGGAUUUGAACGGUGACCUUGUUUGUUUGUUCCUCAACAGGAAAUAAAUGAUCAGCUGUCGAAAGACGAGCCUCACCUGAAGCUGACAAAUGGCCAUCCAGGAGGUUUGUCUUGUCUUCACCCUCCAAACACUGCCACCUGACGGCUUUACUCCUGAUCUCGGUGCUGGGUGCGAUUCUGGGCUCACUGCAGGUGGGCUACCACACGGGAAAUGUCAACGCGCCCGCAAAGAUCAUGGAAGAGUUCUUCAACCAGACCUGGAAGGACCGAUAUAAUGAAACCUUGUCAGAGCAAAGCCUCACCCUGCUGUGGUCCCUCUCCGUCAGCAUCAAGGACUUUGGAUCCCUAUUGGGCUCCUUGGGGGUCAAAUACUUGGCAGACAAUUUUGGACGGCGUAACUCCAUCUUGAUUGUCAACUGCCUGUCGCUGGUGGGGGUAUCCCUGAUGGUGGUAUCCAAAACCAUUGAAUCCUUUGAGGCUCUGAUCCUGGGCAGGCUGCUUUUCGGACUCUUCUGCGGCUUGGUGAUGAGCCUCAAUCCGCUCUACGUCCAGGAAGUGUCGCCCACCGUGAUGAGGGGCGCCUUCGCCACCCUCAACCAAGUGUCCUUUGCCUCGGGGAUCCUGCUGGGGAUGGUGUCGGGACUGGAGACCAUGUUGGGCACAGAGGAACUUUGGACCGUGAUGCUGUCCUUGUCCUUGAUCCCGGCGGUGUUGCAGUACUUCAUCCUGCCUUUCUGUCCCGAGAGCCCUCGAUUCCUGCUCCUCAACAAGGGGCAGGAGAGCAAGGCCGAUGCUGCCCUGCUUAGACUGCGAGGAAGUCCCGAGCCGGUGCUGGCCGAGCUGGAGGAGAUGAAAGCCGAGGCCGCGCACACUCAGGCGUCGGUCGGAGUCUUGGAGUUUUUCCAGAAGCGAAGCUACAGGCAGCCAAUCAUUAUCGUCCUCUUCAUCAACCUGGCCAGCCAGCUGUCAGGAUUCAACGCGAUCAUCAACUACUCCACCAGGAUGUUCCAGCCUUAUUUCGAGGAGGCCAAGUACCUGACUCUCGGUGUGGGGGCCGUCAACGUGGUCUUCACUUUAGUGGCCUUCUUUCUGAUGGAAAAAGCCGGAAGGAGGCGACUGCUCCUGAUCGGCUUCAUUAUCAUCGCCGUGUGCAACCUCCUCUUGACUGUCGUAGAUUCUGUGGUGCAAACGGUGCCCGCGCUAGGGAUCCUGCAGGUCCUGGUGGUGUUCUGCCUGAUCUCGGCGUACGAGCUCGGGCCGGGCCCCAUCUCCUGGUUCAUCGCGGGCGAGCUGUUCGACCAGCGCGGCAGGUCCAUCGCCAUGGCCUUCGCCAGCAUGCUCAACUGGGGAGGGAAAUUCCUCCUGGCGCUUCUCUUUCCUCCCGUACUGAAAGUCAUCGGCGGCUACUCUUACCUCCUCUUCAUGGUCAUGGCUCUGAUCGGCUUCGUCUUCACCUGGUUCCGAGUUCCCGAGACCAAGGGUCGCACAUUUGACGAAAUUGCCGAGGCGUUCCGGGGGGCAGAAAACCUUCCUUUGCACGAUAAGAAGGGCUUCAACACCUUCAGCUAAGCGGCUCACUCACCACUGGUGGCCCCGAUUGUUUUUUAGCUAACCAUCCAAAAACGUAGUUGCACUGAGGAACUCAUCAAAGACUCAAAAACUGUUACCUGGAACUUUGGGUCUCCUUUAUCUCAAUCGCGUGCACAGACCUACUGGAUGGAAAUGAAAAUUUUAAAAUGCCAUUCAAGCUAUAUUUGGGAAGUGAUGAAAUGUUUUGAAUAUUUAAAAGACAAAGCGAUGUGGCGGAUGAAUCCUUUAUUGUAUUUUAAAGUAUUGAUGAAGAAUGGAUGAGACACUGGAAUGAGGAGGCAAAGAAGAAAUGUAACCAAAUAAAGUGUCACAAGUAGAACCUGA
Messenger RNA from Syngnathus acus (greater pipefish), 2674 nucleotides. RefSeq names its product solute carrier family 2, facilitated glucose transporter member 1 (gene slc2a1c). Gene Ontology annotation, cellular component: membrane. NCBI's taxonomy places the organism in Eukaryota, Metazoa, Chordata, Actinopteri, Syngnathiformes, Syngnathidae. Gene Ontology annotation, molecular function: hexose transmembrane transporter activity. The transcript is spliced from 10 exons. Gene Ontology annotation, biological process: monosaccharide transmembrane transport. The coding region runs from base 995 to 2329 and encodes 444 amino acids. The record is from RefSeq and is a predicted model, not a curated record.